CAUUUUGACAUCCAACGAGGUGGAAAUGGUGAAAAUUUAUUGCGUGCGCGCUUGAUACGUCCAUGAUCCAUAAUUUUUUGAUAUUUUUAAUAUCAUUCUUCGCUUGCUGAAAUUGAUUUAUUUCCCAAAGGUAACUUAUAGAUUUGCUGCUUGAUCAUAUCGGGGCCAAAAGCUGCUUAAAGAAUCCUGAGCUGAGUAGCCGUUUAUUGCGUCAAUCAUGCCCAGAGGAAAAUACGUAAACCAUAAAGGACGUAAUCGCCAUUUUACCAGCGCUGAGGAAUUAGAGGCUGAACGGAAAAACGAGGAACAGAAGAAAAAAUGGCGCGACACCCGGGAGGAAUCUUCCGAAGCGGAGGAGGACGACGAGGAGGGAAGUGAGAAGGAUAGUGACGAAUCUGAGGAGGAAUCUGAGGAUGACAAAAAAGGCGCCAGUUCCCUGAUCGAGAUCAGCAACCCCAACCGACAACCGAAGAAGGCCUUCGUAAAGACCAACGCCCUGGAGGCCGGUGCUGCUGCCGAGGAUGAAUCGUCUUCAUCGCUGAGCCGCCGCGAGAGGGAGCAAAUCGAGAAACAACGCGCACAGGCGGCCUACCAAAAGCGACACGCCGAGGGUAAAACGUCGCAAGCUAAGGCGGAUUUGGCUCGGCUGGCCAUAAUCAAGCAGCAUCGCGCGGAGGCAGCCGCUAGACGAGAGGCGGAGAAAAAGGCGAAAGAAAGUAAAACAUAAGUGAAAGUAGAUUGAAUGUAAUCUAUAAAUUCACUGAGAGCGAUUGAUAAUUGAGGGAUUUGAGCCAAAGGAGGAGCGAUCAUCUGCAGAACAUCAGUACAUGUAACGUGAUUUCCACUCCUUUGAUUUCGAAUUUCACAAUCCCUAUGCAUAUUGCUGCGAUAAAUUUUGAUAUAAAUUAAAUUUUUAGAAUAUGGUCUUUUAUUGUCAAGUGCGAUGUUUAGCAACCAUUUCUGAAAGAUGGAUAAUGUUACGGAUGAAAUCUUACUAUUAUCCACUUUCCAUCCGUCACAUUAUAGUUCAAACUGAUUAGCACUAAAAUAACGAGUUGCACUACUUAUGGAAUGUAAACUAACCCAAACGUCAUUGAAGGUUCAAUAAAAUAUCACUAAAAUCCAA
Uranotaenia lowii is the source of this 1126-nucleotide messenger RNA. RefSeq names its product 28 kDa heat- and acid-stable phosphoprotein-like. NCBI's taxonomy places the organism in Eukaryota, Metazoa, Arthropoda, Insecta, Diptera, Culicidae. Gene Ontology annotation, cellular component: cytosol. Gene Ontology annotation, molecular function: RNA binding. The record is from RefSeq and is a predicted model, not a curated record. Bases 218 to 727 code for a protein of 169 amino acids. The transcript has 4 exons.